UGUUACUCCAAGGCCCAGUGGUACUGUCCACAGCUGCACAAUGGAGCAUUAUUCCUUUCCUCUCUUAUAAAGAGGCAAUCAGACAGUCACCCUCCAUCCAAGCACGACCCAUGGACUGCAAUUCUGAAAAAAUCAGAUUGAGACAUGUCAUGUCUGUCCAGGAGGGCAUAGGAACUUCCCCAAUACAACAGAACUUCAAACAUUCCCCUUCUGGCAAAAGGGGCCCAAUCCCUACUCCUGCUCCACAAGAGAGACUCUCACUUUCUCCACCUGUGCAAGGGUCUCUGCAAACUUCCAAAUCUACCCAAGGGACUGAUGGACAUUUAUUAUCUGCCAAAAGUUCUCUGGAACUUUCUCCAACUGCCCAAGGUGGUCUGGAAUCUUUGGCCACUGCCAAACUGACUCUAGGACAUUCACCAUCUUCCCGUGGGGCUGUGAGAUGCUCUCUUUCUGUCAAAGGGACUCAGGGACUUUCUUCAUUUUUGCAAGAACCUGUAGGAACAUUGCCAUCUGCCAAAGGGGCAGUGGAGAAUUCUCAUUCUACCCAAGGGAAUCUAGGCCUUUCAUUAUCUGUCCCACAUGCUCUGGGAUCUUCACUACCUGAUCAUGGGCCUUUUGAACCAGUAGGACAGGCAAAAUCUUCCCAAGCAUCUCUGGAACACUCAUCAUCUGCUAAAGAUGCUCUACGAAUUUCUUCAACUGUGCAUGGCAGCUUGGGACAUUUUGAAUCAUCCCAGGAAACACUAAGACAUUCACCGUCUGCCCCUGAGGUCCUAGGUCCUUCUCCAUCUGCUCCAGUGACUUCAUGUCUUUUGCAAUCUACCCACAGUGAUCUAGGACAUUCCACAACUCCCCAAGGAACUGAGGGAAUUUCCAUAUUAUUCCAAGGUCCAGUUGUAAUUUCUACAGUUGCAUCAUGGUGCUUUAUUCCUUUCCUCUCUCAUGAAGAGGGACUCAGUCAUUACUCCUCUUCCCAUGCAGGACCCAUGUAUUCCGGUUCUACCAAAAUGAGACCAACACAUGACUCCUCCAUUAAGGGGAGCUUUGAAACUCCCCAAGUGAUUGAAGAGGACUCACAAUCUUCCCCCAGCGGCAACAAAGACCCAACUCCUACUGAUAGCCCUCAAGG
Messenger RNA from Nannospalax galili (Upper Galilee mountains blind mole rat), 1129 nucleotides. RefSeq lists its product as uncharacterized. The record is from RefSeq and is a predicted model, not a curated record. Lineage: Eukaryota; Metazoa; Chordata; Mammalia; Rodentia; Spalacidae.